GGGGUUGGGUGGUGGCCGUUACGUUCGGGGCAACGGCUACGGCACUGGAGAAGUAAAGAGAGAAACAACGUCCGGCGCUUCCGCCUUCGCUUAGGAGGAGGAGCUGGUAGGGAAAGGAAAGUGAUUCGUUCUGGGCCUGGACUAGACCGAGUCGGGCCGGUGGGGGUCUGGGCUAUGAGCCUUUGAGGGUCGCUUGGGACGCGGAGCGAGCAACGAGAGCCGAGAGCUAUGUCUCAGCCGCCGCCGCCACCUCCGCUGCCGCCGCCACCUCCUCCCCCUGAGGCUCCGCAGACUCCGCCGUCCCUGUCGGCGGCGGCGGCUGUUGCUCCGGGGGGGCUCUCGAAGCGGAGAGACCGGAGAAUCCUUUCCGGUAGCUGCCCGGAUCCGAAGUGCCAGGCGCGUCUGUUCUUCCCGGCCUCCGGUUCUGUCAGCAUUGAGUGUACCGAGUGCGGACAGCGGCACGAGCAGCAGCAGCUGCUGGGGGUGGAGGAGGUGACAGACCCGGACGUAGUGCUGCACAACCUGCUGCGGAACGCGCUGCUCGGGGUGACGGGGGCACCCAAGAAGAACACGGAACUGGUAAAGGUAAUGGGCCUUUCCAACUACCACUGCAAAUUGUUGUCGCCCAUAUUAGCUCGCUAUGGAAUGGACAAACAGACAGGCCGGGCCAAGCUUCUCCGGGAGAUGAACCAGGGAGAACUGUUCGAUUGCGCUUUACUCGGUGACCGCGCCUUCCUCAUAGAACCAGAGCAUGUUAACACAGUGGGCUAUGGCAAGGACCGCUCCGGAAGCCUUUUAUAUUUGCAUGACACUCUUGAGGAUAUCAAGCGGGCCAAUAAAAGUCAGGAAUGCCUCAUUCCAGUGCAUGUGGAUGGGGAUGGACACUGCUUGGUGCAUGCUGUAUCUCGGGCUCUAGUAGGCCGGGAGCUUUUCUGGCAUGCCUUGAGAGAGAAUCUUAAACAGCACUUUCAGCAGCACCUGGCCCGAUAUCAAGCCCUGUUCCAUGACUUCAUUGAUGCCGCGGAGUGGGAGGACAUUAUCAAUGAGUGUGACCCUCUGUUUGUACCACCUGAGGGUGUUCCAUUGGGCCUGAGGAACAUCCACAUAUUUGGUCUUGCCAACGUGUUACAUCGUCCUAUUAUUCUCUUAGAUUCCCUCAGUGGCAUGAGAAGCUCUGGUGAUUAUUCAGCCACCUUUCUGCCUGGGCUCAUUCCUGCAGAAAAGUGCACUGGGAGAGAUGGUCAUUUGAACAAACCAAUCUGUAUUGCCUGGAGUAGCUCUGGGAGAAACCAUUAUAUCCCCUUGGUAGGCAUAAAAGGAGCUGCUUUGCCCAAACUACCUAUGAAUUUGCUUCCUAAAGCAUGGGGUGUGCCUCAGGACCUUAUUAAAAAGUACAUCAAACUUGAAGAGGAUGGUGGUUGUGUUAUUGGAGGAGACAGAAGUUUGCAAGAUAAAUACUUACUUAGGCUUGUUGCUGCUAUGGAAGAAGUCUUUAUGGACAAACACGGUAUCCAUCCUAGUUUGGUUGCUGAUGUCCACCAGUAUUUCUACAGAAGGACUGGGGUGAUAGGAGUUCAGCCUGAAGAAGUUACAGCGGCUGCUAAAAAAGCAGUAAUGGAUAAUCGCCUUCACAAAUGUUUGCUCUGUGGUGCCCUUUCUGAACUUCAUGUUCCUCCAGAGUGGUUGGCUCCAGGAGGGAAACUGUAUAACCUGGCAAAAAGUACUCAUGGACAGCUGAGGCCUGACAAAAAUUAUAGCUUUCCCUUGAACAAUUUGGUUUGCUCAUAUGAUUCACUGAAAGAUGUUCUGGUACCAGACUAUGGAUUGAGUAACCUAACGGCCUGUAAUUGGUGCCAUGGCACAUCUGUGCGAAGGGUCAGAGGAGAUGGAUCUAUUGUGUAUUUGGAUGGAGACAGAACUAAUUCUAGGUCUACUGGUGGCAAGUGUGGUUGUGGAUUCAAACACUUUUGGGAUGGUAAGGAGUAUGACAAUCUACCAGAAGCUUUCCCUAUUACUUUGGAAUGGGGUGGAAGAGUGGUCAGAGAAACAGUAUAUUGGUUCCAGUAUGAAAGUGAUUCAUCUUUGAAUAGUAAUGUUUAUGAUGUUGCAAUGAAACUUGUUACCAAGCACUUUCCAGGAGAAUUUGGGAGUGAAAUCCUAGUUCAGAAAGUUGUCCACACUAUAUUGAAUCAGACUGCCAAAAAGAAUCCUGAUGAUUAUACUCCUGUAAAUAUAGAUGGUGCUCAUGCCCAAAGAGUUGGAGAUGUACAAGGACAAGAAUCAGAGUCUCAGCUCCCAACUAAAAUUAUUCUUACUGGACAGAAAACAAAAACUUUGCACAAAGAGGAGUUAAACAUGAGUAAAACUGAAAGAACUAUUCAACAGAAUAUUACAGAACAGGCUUCUGUAAUGCAGAAACGGAAAACAGAGAAGUUAAAACAAGAACAAAAAGGGCAGCCCAGAACUGUUUCUCCCAGUACCAUUCGUGAUGGUCCAUCCUCUGCACCUGCUACCCCUACCAAGUCUCCCUAUUCACCUACAACUUCCAAGGAGAAGAAGAUCCGAAUAACAACUAAUGAUGGACGACAGUCCAUGGUUACACUUAAGUCUUCAACAACCUUUUUUGAACUUCAGGAAAGCAUAGCCAGAGAAUUCAACAUUCCUCCAUAUUUACAGUGCAUUCGAUAUGGCUUUCCUCCUAAAGAGUUAAUGCCACCACAGGCAGGAAUGGAAAAAGAGCCAGUUCCUUUACAGCAUGGUGACAGAAUUACAAUAGAUAUUCUAAAAAGUAAAGCAGAAGGUGGUCAGUCUGCUGCAGCACACUCAGCCCACACUGUGAAACAAGAAGAGAUUGCUGUUACUGGUAAACUGUCAUCUAAGGAACUUCAGGAGCAAGCUGACAAAGAAAUGUACUCCUUGUGUCUUUUAGCAACAUUAAUGGGAGAAGAUGUAUGGUCUUAUGCAAAAGGACUUCCUCAUAUGUUUCAGCAGGGUGGCGUAUUCUACAAUAUUAUGAAGAAAACCAUGGGUAUGGCUGAUGGCAAGCAUUGUACUUUUCCACAUCUACCUGGCAAAACCUUUGUCUAUAAUGCUUCUGAAGAUAGAUUGGAGUUGUGUGUGGAUGCUGCAGGGCAUUUCCCCAUCGGUCCUGAUGUUGAAGAUUUAGUUAAAGAGGCUGUAAGUCAGGUUCGAGCAGAGGCUACUACAAGAAGUAGGGAAUCAAGUCCCUCACAUGGGCUAUUAAAACUAGGUAGUGGUGGAGUAGUGAAAAAGAAAUCUGAGCAACUUCAUAAUGUAACUGCCUUUCAGGGAAAAGGGCAUUCUCUAGGAACUGCAUCCAGUAACCCACACCUUGAUCCAAGAGCUAGGGAAACUCCAGUUGUAAGAAAGCAUAAUGCAGGGACAGACUUUAGUAAUAGUUCCACUAAAACAGAGCCUCCAGUAUUCACAGCUGCUCCUAGUAACAGUGAGCUUAUUCGAAUAGCUCCUGGAGUAGUAACAAUGAGAGACAGCAGGCAGCUUGAUCCUGAUGUUGUUGAGGCUCAGCGAAAAAAAUUGCAGGAAAUGGUUUCUUCUAUUCAGGCUUCAAUGGACAAGCACUUGCGGGAUCAAAGUACAGAGCAGUCACCAUCUGAUCUUCCUCCAAGGAAAGUAGACAUUGUGAGUUCUUCUGCAAAGUCUGGGAGUCUUCAGACUGGCUUGCCUGAAUCUUUUUCUUUAACUGGUGUCACUGAAAAUUUGAAUACAGAAACAACUGAUAGCUGUGUGACAGAUGCACUGGGAGCGGCAUUUGCCACAAGGUCAAAAGCACAAAAGGGAAAUCCUGUGGAGGAGCCCGAAGAGAUGGAUAGUCAAGAUGCUGAGAUGACUAACACAACUGAGCCAAUGGAUCACUCUUGAUUUAAUUAGAGGCUAAUAAUGGCAGAAUGUUUAUUGUGAAUAUGUAAUAUUUGUUGGCUGGGCCACUUAACUUGAUUAGUCAUUAAAAAUCUUGUACGUAUAUAAUUCAGAGAUUAUAUCUUGUUAUUCAGUGCAUGAUAGCAAGUGUGUGAUUGGCAAUAGCUUUUAAUAUACUCCUUCCCAGGCUGGCUCUGAAUUCCUAUAAAUUAGUUAUUAGAUCUGCUGAGAUGAGUUUCUUCCAUAUAUGUGGUUCAUUGGAAGUUCUUUGUAAUUUUAAUUCUAUGAAAGUCUUACUAUUUCAAAGAUGAAAAUUCUACUAAAUAAGUAUGUUUGAUUUCUGAAAAGACUAAAAUGGAUAGAAAUGAGAUUUCGCUAAUGUUGAUGUCAUCAAGAUGACUAUUCCACAUAUUAGAGUGUCAAAAGAUUUGUCAAUUUGAAGGUUGUCUGAACUAAAUUGUAUCUUAAAAUUCAUAAAAUAACUAUUAGACAGUGGGAUUCUGACAUUUCCAUGAAUCUAAACACAUUCAUAGAGAUAUGUAUUCUUGGCAAAAAGAUCUUGAGAAUAGAGUGUAAUGAUAGAACAUUUUACUGAUUUGAGCAAGGAUGGGGAAAAAUAUGUAUUCUAGAAUGAUAAAGUCAAUGUGAUUAAGUUAUGUUGCUGUCUGAGCCAACACAGCAAAUUGUGUGCUCUGUUGAUAAUGUGUUACCAUUAUUUUUUUAAUCUUGGCCUGGUCAAGUACCACCUAAUUUUUUUUAAUCUUGCAGAAAAGUUGAUUGCAAAGUAUGGUAGAAAAUAAAAAAAUAAUGGUAGCAGUGGUCAAUCUCUAAUUUUCAGAGUUUGUCAGAUUCACAGAGAAUUUAUAAAUAAGAAUUUAUCUUUAUGAAUGAGUUACAUUGUUCUACAAUUUUGGUCAAUGGUAUUUAAGCCUAUGUAUGCUUAGUGUCUUUGAGCCCCUUUGAACCAAAAAUGCUUCUUUUUUUUCUUAGAGUCCAUAAGAUUUUCUUUAUUUGUUGGCUUUACUUGGGUUUGGAUGCAAAUUUUACUGCAUCGUACCCUGAUUGGGCAUUUGCUUAAACAGUGUAUUCAUCAGAUCUUUAGUGAUAGUUUCCUCAAGAAGCAGCUUUGAUGCUUAUUCCUUAUAGAAAAAGAGUGUUUAUCCUGAGAUUGGUAUUGCACUAUUUCAUCCUAUUCUGCAAAAUCUGUAUUCUGAAAUGUACAUUUCAAUCCAUCUUCCUCUGUUCACUGAAAUUAAGUUGAAUUCGAAUGGAUCAAAGACAAAAUAUAUGUUAAUACGGUCUCUUACCUAGAGCAUUCAAAGCCUGGCUGUCUCUGUUUGCACAUGUAACAGAUGCAGAACUGUGUUUGCGAUUCUAAGAAAAUGUACAUCAGAAAGUAUAUUAUUAGGUGUUAAAAAAUCUCAACCUGUUGACUCAUAAGGGAUAUAGAAUCUGUUUUUCCAGAUAAGGGAGAUUUUGGUCUUCUUUCUAUGAAAGUAUCUCUAACUGUAUCCUCUUAUUAAAUGAACUCCAUUUUGAAUAAGAAAGGAAUGGAGACUCUAGACAUUUUGCAAGUAUAUCUGAGCAAGAUAUAUAUAUUUGGGUUAGUUUUUAUCACGUUUUUCUUUACGGUAUUUUCUCUCCAUUCUUCUACUUAUAAAUUUACUUUCAAGCAUCUUUCACUACAUCAAAAUAGCAGGAAAAUUUAGAACUUUUAUGUUAUGCGCUAGUUUUGCAUAAAGUAAGAGAUGCAGCUAUGAAAUAAUAUUUACCACUUAGUAUAUAGGUGGCUUCUGUCACUCACUAACCACUAUAAUUAUUUUUGGCUUUUCAGUCACCAAGACAUUUUUCCUUUUUUUCCCCCCCUUUCUUUUUUGGAUUUAAAUACAGGAAAACCUUAAAGCAAAAAAUGCACUGCUUCCAAGGACAUGAUAGGAUCACCUUUUCUUUAACAAAUAUUUUCUUCACCUGUGGCUUGAUAUGUUUUGUUAAUAACUGACAAAUGUAUCAUUUCUCGGCCUUUUGGCUCAGAUGAAGUGUAAUAACCAACAAAUAUAAUCUCACAGCAUUAAAGUUAAAAAUACCAGAAACAAAUUUUAUCUCCCUAUUAAGUUCUUGUAUAGAAUGCACAUGUGUGGGGGCUGGCUGAUUAGCUCAUUUGAGAGCAGGGUGCUGACAACACCAACACCAAAGUCAAGGAUUCGGAUCCCCCUACUGGCCAGUUGCAUCCCACCCCCCACCCCCACAAAAAAAGAUGCAGUAGAAUGCAUGUGUGAACAUUAGAAGAUGGGCUUAAGCUAUGACAACAGUUUAUUAAUUUCUCUAGCUACAGCAACACUGUUUAGAAGCCAAUUAGGUAUUAGUACAGUACAAUAACAGUUUGAGUUGUCCCUUGAUAAAGAAUAAAAGGGUUGAUUGUGAGAAGUGAUCAGAUUUCUUGAAAUUAUUUUAAAUCAGCUGAAAAUUCGUUGGGGUAAUUAAUGGUUUUUCAUCCUCACAAGUUCUAGAAUAGGAUUUCUUUAAGUUUAAAAAUAUCCUUGUCAUUCGGUAUGGUUAUAUCAUAACCAAAUACAUGACUAUAGAAUGAUUUUUUUUUUAGUACUACCAUUUGUGAUAUUGCUGCAUCUUUCAGUCCAAGUGAGGCUCAAAUCAGUUAAAGUCUUUUUUAGCCCUAGAUGUAACACUGUAACUAUAAUUCAAUCCUAUAAAUUCUAUUUGCAGUGUUUCAUUGAACAUUGAAAUAAAAUUGUAAAUUUUUUCCUUCACUAAUUCGUUCUAUAGUUAAUCAUACGUACCAAGUUUGAAUUGUUUACCCAAAGUCCAGUUGAAGAUGGUGUUUGUCUAGAAAACUGGCAAUGAGAAACUGGUUGAAAUUGAAGAAAACAGGACACUGCCAAAUAUUGUGAAAUAGAAUAUAAUUAACUCCAAGGGAAUGGUUACGUAGGAACUAGUUUAAGAACAAGCUUAAGGCCCAUUUCCUCCCCUUUCACUAUGUUUUAGGUAUUUUAUUUGGAAAAUGUUAGGAUAGAGGCCUGAGAAAUUUAGCAAAUGCUGUUGACUGAAAUUUGCUUUAUAUAUUCUGAUGAUUUUUACUUUUGUUUUUGCAAUCAAGCCUACUUCUUGCAAUUAAGAUAUUAAUCUGAAGUGCGUCUGUGAUUCCCUGCCACAGGUCUUUAUUUUAAAAGUAACUUCACUGGAAAUGAGCAGUGAUUUUUGCAUAUGGUCUCUUACCUCAGGGAAGAUCACUUGCUAGCAACUCAUACAGUACUAAUGACAGGUUUUUGAGAAUUGUACUGACAUAUAUAUCACGUUAGCUACUAAAUGUAAAAUUGAUACAGUAUUAUUUUAUGUAGUAAGCUACUAAUAUGGUCUGCUAGUGAACAUUUCUCUAAAUAUUUAGACCUCACUAAUAACUAAUCUUUAAGUAUAAAAUAAACUUGUAACUUCUGUCAUUAAGUACAUCUUAACUGUUUAAUAUAGUGACAAUAUUAUAAAAUGUUUAUUUCAGAAUAUCAGUAGUCUUUAUUUUUCAAGAGUCAUUUUAAUUGGCCCAUACAUAAAAUUCUGCAGCACAGAUUUUGAGCGUUUCAUGGUUCUCAAAGCAAGGUUUCCAUCUUAAGAUUUUCAUAAAAGCAAAGUCUUUGCAAAAUUGGAUUAAAUUCCACUCAUUGUAAUAUUAACUUAUACCAGUAGUAGUGAGAUACAUAUAAGUAAGUUGGGUAGAAAUAUCCUACCUUUCAAAGUUAUAUAAUUUAACAAAAUUAUACAACCUCAAGGCUCUUCACAAUUAAUGUAGGAAAUUAACUUUUCAAAGCAGAACUAUUCAUGUGAAAAUAUACCUUGGUGAAAUGUAUAUUUAAGAAGUAAAAUAACAAAGGGGAGCUAUAUCACCAAUGUAAGUUAUGAGUUAAUUGCAGGUUCUGCCAUUCUUGGUAAUUCUUUGACAUACUAAGUGUUUCAGUUCAUAUUUAAUGAUACUUAAUCGUGGGAAUUUUAAUGUUUGUUAAAAAUAGCAGAAAUUGUAAAAAUUGUGAAUUAUUGGAAAAAAUGCCAUUACUUGUAUAUGACAUUUAAAUUUUUAAAUUAUGGAGUCUACAUGCUUUUGAAGUAUAAUAUUAAUACAAUGAUUAUUCUCUUGUAAAAGAAAAGGAAAACCUAGUAAAGAAAAAUGUUUUAGUUGAUGUUAUCUGCUUGUGAGUAUCAAUUACUUAAUAUUUUAAAAUUUAAGGUAUUGCAUACUUUUCUUUAGAAUGCAGAAAUCCCUUCCUGAGCCUUUAUGCCUGUGGUAGAGCAAUAAAAGACUAAAAAGGUUAUUGGUAUUUUCAGGUUUAUUUGACUUUAAGAAUUAGUGCCAAGAGCUGGAGAGUCCACUUUUUGGAUGGAAAUGCUAUUUAGAAUAGCUAUGUAAAAAUAAAUGGUGAUAGUGUAAAUAUUUAGAAAAAAUUAAAUAGCAAGUGCUUUUACUGCUCAAGAAAAUAGUACAGAUGUUCUUUCAUCCUUUAGAUGCUGGCUGUUGCCCAUUAUUUUCUGAUUUUGUGAUUGUUGUAUAUGUUACAUUUGACUAAUGAAUAAUUGGUAAUAGUGUAUUGUAACAGUGCAUAGUGCUCUACAGCACACCUCACUGUACAGUAUUUGAGGUUUCUUUUGUAUCAGUAAUAAAAUUGAGUUAAUACA
Galeopterus variegatus (Sunda flying lemur) is the source of this 8571-nucleotide messenger RNA. RefSeq names its product valosin containing protein (p97)/p47 complex interacting protein 1 (gene VCPIP1). NCBI's taxonomy places the organism in Eukaryota, Metazoa, Chordata, Mammalia, Dermoptera, Cynocephalidae. The coding region runs from base 229 to 3900 and encodes 1223 amino acids. Gene Ontology annotation, molecular function: cysteine-type deubiquitinase activity. The record is from RefSeq and is a predicted model, not a curated record. The transcript has 3 exons. Gene Ontology annotation, biological process: Golgi reassembly; protein ubiquitination; protein K48-linked deubiquitination.